This is a messenger RNA of Diabrotica balteata, 3927 nucleotides long. The record is from the annotation of a GenBank genome assembly. Lineage: Eukaryota; Metazoa; Arthropoda; Insecta; Coleoptera; Chrysomelidae.
AUGUGUUUAUUAGAAAACGAACAGUCGUCUUCUAAUAAUGUAUGUCAAGCAAAUAUGAUUAUCAAAAAACGAUUAGAAGCAAAUCGUUUUUACGACUUUACAAUAGAAUCAAAAAACCAAAGAGGUGAAACCUCCUUACUCGACUGUUCAUUUCGUGCCACAAACGCAACAACCCCCCUGGAGAAAAUUUUUCCGGGUGCGCCAAGUCUUCUUUCAAUAUCUGAAAGUGCAAGGAGAAACACUGAACUUGGAACAAUCCGAGCAACGGGGAAUCCAAGACGUCCUACGCCAGCUCUAUUAGAAUUAUGGGGUUCGCCCGAGUUUGGACUUCAUCAGAAGUUAGUGACUGACAGAGAUGCUGAAGGGACUGUUGUACUACUCAGCUCUUUGGAUUAUGAGAAGAAGACUGUACACCACCUUACAAUUUUUGCAAAUGAUCCCUGGACCAACAUGGCCGAAGAUACGAGAAAUAUAGCAGGUUGGCCAUUGUUGAUAUCAGUAUUAGAUGAGCAAGAUACUCCUCCUGUGUUUACCAUAGCACCCCCAACAACCACUCUUAGUCCAAAUUUAAGUUCAGGUGAUUUAAUACUCAGAGUACAUGCCGAAGACGGCGACAAAGGAAAUCCAAGAGAUAUUCGCUAUGGACUCGUUCCAGAUAAAAAUCCGUUUGUCACAUUUUUUAGCAUAGACGAGACAACGGGCGAACUUCGGCUGGCUCGUCCGCUGUCAGAGAUUCUUUCAAUAUCACACACCGGUCAGCCGAUACUUCUAACAGUAGUGGCAGAAGAAGUUAGAUCGAAUCCAAAAGAAGCUCCAGCACAAUCAACUACGGUUCAGUUGGCUUUAAUCCCACCCGGUGUUACUGCUGGUACACCCACUUUUGGAGCUAUUGAGUACAACACUCUGCUGGAUGAAAAUUCACCAAUAGGAACUGUGCUAGAUCUUCCACAAGCUGAAAUUUCGAUUCAACCUGGAGAUGUGGUUACACUGGAAUUACUGAAUAAUAAUGGUACCUUUGAAAUCAGUCCUAAAGUCGUGGAAAGUAAUACAAAGUUUCAAAUAUCCGUGAGAAACCCCAAAUAUUUAGAUUAUGACGAAAGACAAUCAGUUGAAUGUUACAUUAUAGCUAAAGAGUUAAGUGCUGGAAAUUAUACCGCCAAAGCAAAGUUAACAGUACUUCUAAAUGACGUGAAUGACAAUCCACCGAAGUUCUCGAAAGAUAAAUAUUAUGGUACUGUUCAGGAACAUGCUAAAGUCGGUACCCACAUUCUUGUAGUAGAAGCAGUUGAUGUUGAUACAAACCCAAACAGUAAGAUUCAAUAUACAAAGCUUACUGGCAAGGGAAGCGAACUUUUUAAUUUAGAUUCAGAUACAGGAUUGAUUACUGUGGCCGACAGCGUUAAAUUGGAUGCUGAAGUUACACCACUAAUAACACUAAAAGUAGAGGCUGCUGAUGAUAAUGGUCAAGGACUUAAAGCUAACAGUACUGUUGAAAUAAAACUAGUAGAUAUUAACGACAAUCCACCAAUUUUUGAGAAAGAAGUUUACGAAUUCAUAUUAAAACCGGAUAGAACAGGUUUUACAUCUCCUGCUUUCAUUAAAGCUACAGAUAAAGAUAUUUCUUCCCCAAACAACGAAAUACAUUAUGAAAUUAUAAACCUACCAGCAAAUCUUUAUAUCGAUGAAGCCUCUGGUGAACUUUUAGUAACAAAAACAUACGAUAUCGAUGAUAUAGUAACUUUAAGAGCAAGAGCAUGGGACGGAGGAGUACCUAGGUUGUACAACGAAUCUGAAAUUAGGGUAUAUCCACCUGAAGGACAAUCUCGGAAAAUGGUAUUUAUAGUGCCUGGUUCAAAUCCUGAUAAAUUGAUUAUAGCAGAUACUUUAAGAACUUUAACAGGUGGGAAAGUUGCAAUUGAUCGAAUUAGACCUUACACUGGCUACGAGCCUGGAGCAACAUAUGUAACUCAUGAUGAUGAUAAAGACAGGAGCGUUGUAGAAGCAACUGUAACAUUUUCGAAGGGAACUGUUGUCGAUCUAGACGAAAUUACAAAAAUUAUAAAUCAAAAAGUACAAGAACAUCGAGUAAAAGAAGUAGAAAAAGAAAAAGAACGUGAAAUUAUCAAAAUACAAGAAAGUAGCAGCACAAAUCUUACGUGGCUUCUUAUUCUCUUCUUAGUCCUUCUCUUACUUGCCAUUCUAAUAAUGGUAAUCUGCUGUUUAUGUAGGCCUUGUCCCUUGUACCAUUACUAUACAUUUUACAGGAACAGAAAAGAAACUCCAAGCGUUGAAAAAGUAGAAAAAGUUCGUAUAAUUGGAGCAGGUGAAGGUAGAGAUAGUAAGUCGGUACAAGUUGCAGAAUGGUUUGGUAGAAAAGAAGCGUGGACACCUGAUCAAGAUGUUGAAGCAGAAUCUUUAAGACGGCAUGAGGUUGAUAGAGGAUCAGAUCAAGGAGGAGUAAAAAGAACAAUCCAGAGACAGAGUGAAGUCCAACAAGAACCGUUAAGAGACCAAUAUUAUAUACGAGAAGGCAACGCUGAUAUUUUAAGACUGAUAACAAGAGGAGGUGAGCCUCAAAGGGGAAUGAAUAUAGCUACAGAACAACAGUAUAUGGCUGCUGAUACCGGAAAGGAUAUUUUAAUGCGACGGUAUAUUGAGCAGCAGCAAGCAGAUCUUAGGUCUCAGGUUCUUCUACCAAAUGCAGUUAGAGCUCAAAGUGAGCAUGAACUGUUAGAAGCGUCGCUUCGCCAACAAAAUGCAUUGCUGCGCCAAAUUCUUUUAGAUAGAGAAAGAGAUUUACGUUUAGAAACCCAGUCCUUGCCAGCCGGUACGCAAACCGAUCAAGAUGCAGGAACACAGACAGAACCAGAACUCCUCAAACCUCCAAAGCGAGAAAUUCGUUCUGAUAACGAUCAAAGCGAGUACAGUGACGAAGAAGAUGAAUUAGCCAUUAUUAAAGCUAGGGCAAAGAGAAGGAAUGGUCGCAAAACGCAUAUUAAAAGAAAAAUUAAAACACCAAUUCAAGAAGAAGUGGAAUUAGAAAUAGAACAUCCUCAUAAGGAAAUUGAUAAAUAUAGAGAGAGUAGAGUUAGUGAAGUAAGGCAAAAGCGAGCUCCAAGUGAAACAAUGUCAAUCGAUACUUAUUCUUCCAAGUCAGAACUAAAAAAAGAAGUCUUAGAAGAAUUGCUAGCAUCCUUAGAACAAAGUUUUGAUAGUGAUAGUGGAGAAUACCACAGAAAAAAAGAAAGAUUGAAAUACCUAUUAAAAAAAGACAUAUUUUCUGAUGACAGUCUCGAGAUUAGUGGAAAAUCUGAUGAAAAGACUAGCACAGAUUCUAGUAAACAAAGAUACCAUUCGGAGAUGGAUUUAAGAAUAAUAUCUUCCAGAAAUCGAAGAAAAUCAUCAGACAGUUCAACAAGACCUUCUAAACUAAAAUCAAGAAGCCAGAUGGACCUUACUCAAAUUUCAGGAAGUAAAAAAUCCAAAUCGUCUGCUAGAAAAAUAAACGGUGGACCUAGAUAUAUGGAUUGGUACAAGAAAUCCGACGAAACCAAAUUAAAAAACAAAGAAGUACAAGAAGGAAGAAAAAAAGAAGCUAAAAAAGAAGUCAAAGAUUCCAAAAAUUCCGGUACUAAACCCGCAGUUAGUUCAAGACUAUUAAUGGAUACCGAAUCCAGUAAAAAUAAAAAAGUCGACAAUAAGAAGAAUUCUGUUGGUCCCGAUCAUCCCCUUCUUCAACAUUCUGAAUAUAGAUUUGAAGGCCCGCAUCUCUCGGCUCCGAAUCAAGCCAAAAGGCCUGAUGAAGAUAAUGACUCUGGAAUUGCUUUAACUAAACCACCAAUAGCUCAGAAAAAAAGUGUGUUCACAAUUGCUUAUGACGAUAUGCAUACUAACCAACUUAGAGCAGACAGUACUACUUCUCCAUAG